This is a messenger RNA of Phalaenopsis equestris, 1549 nucleotides long. RefSeq lists its product as uncharacterized. Lineage: Eukaryota; Viridiplantae; Streptophyta; Magnoliopsida; Asparagales; Orchidaceae. The transcript is spliced from 8 exons. Bases 132 to 1274 code for a protein of 380 amino acids. The record is from RefSeq and is a predicted model, not a curated record.
CUUACACGGCAACACUGUGCGGCGUGCCCCUUGCCCAGCCGCAAGCUCAGUUCUGGCGGAUAAGGUUAUAAGCGCUGGAAUAAUAAUCCCAUGGAAACAAAAAAUAUCAAAGAAGUCUGGGGGCCACUAACAUGAAGGCAACCUUCUCCGGCCAACAUAUCAGGCAAAUUCCGGCCAUCUCAGCCGCCUUGCGGCAGCCGAAGGCAUUCCCCAAACAGUCGACGCUCUCAAUUUCCAAAUUUGCCGGCCCGUUGAAGUGCGCUGUGCAGAGAAGCUUCGUGGAACAAAGCGCGCCCAAAGGCGAUGCGGAGGCCUCUAACUUGAACGACCUAAUCGAUUUCCUGUACGACGACCUCCCCCAUCUCUUCGACGAGCAGGGAAUCGAUCCCUCCAUGUACGACUCCCGGGUUCGAUUUCGUGAUCCCAUCACGAAGCACGACACCAUCGACGGGUAUCUGCUCAAUAUCCGCCUCCUCAAGCUCCUAUUCUCUCCGGAUUUUCAGCUCCAUCGCGUGUGGCAGUCAGGGCCAUUUGAACUUACGACGAGGUGGACGAUGGUAAUGAAGUUUGUGCUUCUGCCAUGGAAGCCGGAGUUGGUUUUCACUGGCGUGUCCAUCAUGGGGGUAAAUCCAAAGAAUCGGAAGUUUUGCAGCCACGUGGAUCUAUGGGAUUCAAUUGUGAACAAUGAGUACUUCUCUUUGGAAGGUCUAGCAAAUGUUUUAGGGCAGUUGAGCUUUUAUAAGACUCCGGACUUGGAAACACCAGAUUACCAGAUCCUGAAAAGAACUGCCAAGUAUGAGGUUAGGAAAUAUGCAUCCUUUCUUGUGGCUGAGACGAAAGGAGAUAAGCUUUCAGGCUCAUCUGGAUUUAAUGAUGUUGCAGGAUACAUAUUUGGCAAAAAUUCCACAAUGGAAAAGAUUCCAAUGACCACCCCUGUCUUUACACAAGCUAAAGAUGCUGCAUUAUCAGAAGUAUCAAUCCAGAUAGUUCUCCCUAAGGAUAAAGAAAAUAGCAACUUACCCGAACCUAGUUUAGAAACAAUCAGCUUGAGAAAGGUAGAAGGAGGCUUUGCUGCUGCUGUAAAGUUCAGUGGAAGGCCAACUGAGGAUGCAGUUAGACAAAAAGAGAAAGAACUACGGUCUGCUCUGAUUGAAGCUGGUCUAAAGCCGAUGAGGGGUUGUAUGCUUGCUCGUUACAAUGAUCCUGGACGCACUUGGAGUUUCAUAAUGAGAAAUGAGGUGUUAAUAUGGCUCGAGGAGUUCAGCUUAAGUUAGUAUAUUUUUCUAUCCUUGUAAAUCAUUUGAAUGCACAGUACUUUCAACGGCUAUAGCAAUUGAAUAUUGUUACGCCACCUAUGACAGCUCAGGGAUCAGAUAGCAAAAUCUUAUGGGCAACUUCUUAGCUGAUGGUUUUUCUAUGUAUUUUUAUUAAUUCUAUAUAAUUUCAUGUUGUGUCAGAUGAGUGAACCAAUUGAAAAAAGCUACAUUACCUGUUUCUUCUUUCUUUCAUUAAGAAUAUUGAUAUCAGGGUUGAAACCCAAAAAUUUAGG